Molecule: messenger RNA, 1374 nt
Organism: Daldinia childiae
Lineage: Eukaryota; Fungi; Ascomycota; Sordariomycetes; Xylariales; Hypoxylaceae
Product: transposase
Exons: 2
Coding region: 1-1374 (457 amino acids)
Molecular function (GO): protein dimerization activity
Source: RefSeq, a predicted model, not a curated record
AUGAACACUUUUAUUCGGGGAACUCUAGAGCGGCGAAACGACUUCCGCCAAGAGGCGAUGAAAACAGAGAGCGUAAGAAAGCUGGUGAAAGAGGGUAACGUUAGGGAAUUGGACGAAUUCCUCGACGAGGAUGAGGAAAUAGAUACCAUUGACCCCGAUACGGAAGGCGAUGAAUGGUUUAACUCAUCUUCCUCGAGAGGUAUAUGGGAUAUUGGUGAGGGGAAGAUAGAAGUGCAUAAUUCUAAUGUGGCCAAAAUCGAAGGGGAUACAUGCUGGAACGGUGUGCUCAAAGGAGUUCAGAGUACCCUGACGUUUAAAGAGGCUAUCAUCAGUUUUACUGAUAGGUAUGACUCGGAAAAGGGACAGACGAAAGGACGGAUCAAUUUGAGUGAGAAGAUCUGUCUACAGGAUUGGGAGUGUCUAGGGGAAGUUGGAACUAUUCUAAAAACGAUUGACGACUGCACGAUUCCAUAUAUGGAUAAUGUGGUGGACCUACCAAUGGUGAUGUCUCUACUAUAUUGGCUUCGAGGUCAUUUCCUCGAAUACUAUUCUGUAUUCAGCAUUUCGGACUCUACUCUUGAUUCAGAAACUGACCCCGAGGAUUGCUACUCUAUUCCAACCUCUCAAGCUGCCUCCCAACAAUCUCUCCAUACGCCAACUCAACGUGGUAUGAAACGAAAGAAGUCGAUCGAUGGACCACACGAAGAAGUCGCAGUUGAUAUCGACACGCGACAGAAGAAGAAGACAAGUGCAGAGAGGAAGAACGAUGUCGGAGAGCAGGGUAGAGAUGAUAUUCACGAUGGUUUGAGACGUGUAAAUAACGUCCUACAAGAAUAUUGGGAUAUGUUCAACGGGAUGCCGGCGUACUGGGCUGCCGUUGUCUUGGACCCCAGCAAACGCCUCAAAAAACUUCAGAUAAAGGGCCCUCAAUUAGCCAAGGAGAUCAAAGAAAAAGUCCUGGCUUACUGGAGAAGCCAUUACGCCGAUCCUGCAACCCUCACCAAAUCUAACGCUGAAGCGGUAACGUCAUCCUCGCAAUUGCAUAGUCCGAAAAAGUUCGCUUGGCUAUCGCACUAUGACAGCCCCGAUUCGGACUCAGAGGAUGAAGACGAGUUGGAAUAUUACUUAAAUAUGGAAAAGACUGGAUUCAAACGCGGCCAAGAGCCCCUUUUAUGGUGGAGGGAUCACCAAACCGAAUUUCCACGCCUGCAUCAAUUUGCUCUUGAUAUUCUUUCGAUUCCGAGUACGUCUAUGAAGUGCAAGCGCAUCUUGAAACAAUCGGAAUCGGCAAUGUUUGAGUCUCGACGGACGGAGUAUAAUAUGUUGGAGAUCACCCAGUGCCUGAAAUCUUGGUUGGAAGAGGUAGAGGAGUGA